Eruca vesicaria subsp. sativa (arugula) is the source of this 1384-nucleotide messenger RNA. The record is from the annotation of a GenBank genome assembly. NCBI's taxonomy places the organism in Eukaryota, Viridiplantae, Streptophyta, Magnoliopsida, Brassicales, Brassicaceae.
UUGAAUUUUAAAAGCCUAGCAUCUCCACAAUAAACCCUAAUCCUCUUCUUUAGUUCUUUACUCUUCUGGUAAAAGAUCUCUAUCCUAACCCUCCAAUGGAUCGCAAAGUCCCUCCUCCACCACAACAUCAAGUUUUCAUCAAUUUCCGUGGGGAUGAGCUGCGAAAAAACUUCAUCAGCCAUCUCGUGGAGGCCCUUCAAAGAAAGGAGAUCAACUUCUUCACAGACAAGCAGGAGAAAAAGGGUGCAGAUCUAAGCAAUCUUUUCAAUAGGAUCGAGGAGUCAAAGAUAGCACUAGCCGUUUUUUCAAAAAGAUACACGGAAUCAGGAUGGUGCUUGGAUGAGCUUGUGAAGAUAAAAGAACGUGCAGAUCUAGGCAAGCUCAAGGUGGUUCCCAUCUUCUACAAUGUGACUACAGACAAUGUGAAAUAUCUUACUGGCGAAUUUGGUUCCAAUCUUGAGCGUCAUCGAUCUACGCACGAGCAAAACAAGAUCGGUAAAUGGAAAGAGGCGUUAGCAUGUAUCUCUUGUAAGCUUGGAUGUCCGUUCAUAGAUAAUAACGGUUUUAGCAGCAGCACAGAGAGAGAGUUCAUCGACAGUAUCGUCAAGAACGUAUUGGAAAUGCUACAAGACAUUCCCUCGGCGCAAACCCAAAAUUCUUCUACAAACAAGCCUGUCGAAAGAGGAGAAGUUUCUUCAAAGACAACAAAGAGUUCUAAGAAAGCCUUGAAUGUUACAAAGGGAAACCCAGUGAGUCCACCUAAUGCGUUCGUAGGCUAUGACGGUUUUCCAGUUAGAUAUGGCGACCACGAAUCUGCUAAAAGGGAAGAUUCUUCAUCCAUGACUAAAAACUCUAAACCCCUCAAGCCUUCUACGAAAGACCUCUCUGCCUCGGAACUUCGACUUCAUCAUAUCUCAGAUUCUACCGAGACGAGACCUACAUAUAACGGCUAUCCAAUUAGAUAUGGCAACAAUGAAUCUGUGGGAAGGGGAGAUUCUUCGUCUAUGACUAAAAAUUCUAAGAAACCUUAAAAGAAAGACCUGGAGUUUAUACACGGGUGGAUAUCUUAAGGUGAGGACAAAGAAUCCGAUUUUCAGCCGUAAAAGUUAUCUCAGGAUCUCUUCAAAAUUUACGGUUUAAUUUGCUUCAAGUUUAAGACUUCCACUUAUUAAUAAUCAACGUUGGACUGAUAUUACUCCGACCAUAUAAUAUUUAUAUUCAGCUAAAUUAUUUGAGUUGCUAUAAGAUAAAAUGAAAAAAUGUUGAUCAAAUGUGACUUAAAACUUGGAAUGUAGUAUGAGAGUGUUUUGGAGAUUAUAGAAAGGGGUGUUUACGAUUAUUAAAAAUUCAUAUACGCAGUUUACGAAACAGAAACUCUAGCAGA